Molecule: messenger RNA, 538 nt
Organism: Gordionus sp. m RMFG-2023
Lineage: Eukaryota; Metazoa; Nematomorpha; Gordioida; Chordodea; Parachordodidae
Product: atypical protein kinase C-like
Exons: 5
Coding region: 164-538 (124 amino acids)
Biological process (GO): protein phosphorylation
Cellular component (GO): cytoplasm; nucleus
Molecular function (GO): ATP binding; protein kinase activity
Source: RefSeq, a predicted model, not a curated record
ACCGCGCAGUGAAUUUAGCGGCCUCGAAUUUUGGGAAUUGGAAAAAAUUCUAAGAAAACCUGAGUACCAAUUGUCGGAAUUUAGAUGCCAUGGCGUUUUAGGAUGCGGCGCGUAUGGGAAGGUAUUCAAAGUCAAGCGUAAGAAUACCUCCCAAAACUAUGCUAUGAAGUUUGUCAAUAGACGAUAUGUAAAUGGCACUGAGGAUAUGGCCUCUAUAAAGUGGAUUCGAGCAGAAUUACAUGUUCUUGAGACUGUCAAGAACCAUCCUUUCCUGGUUGGCCUUCAUUCCUUUUACCAAACUCCCCACAAGUAUAUAUUGCUGAUGGAUUACAUAUCUGGUGGAAAUCUUAGAUGUAUUCUGAAUAGAUAUGGACGACUGGUGGAGGACCAUGCCAUAUUCUACGGAGGAGAAAUCGCAAUUGCUUUAAAUUUUCUACACGACAACGGGAUCAUUCAUCGUGAUCUAAAACCCGAAAAUAUACUCAUAGACCGUGAGGGCCAUACCAAACUAGCCGACUAUGGAGCAUGCAUGGUAUAA